CCCUCCUCCCGCCCACCUCACCCCCUCUAGUUGGAGCUUUCUGCUAUUGGUAUUAAGCUUUAAGUUUCCUCUCUUUCUAAUAAAUAUCCUCAUCCCCUUUCUCCCUUGUUUCACCUUCAAUAUCAGCAUCCAUGGACUCUCAUCAAAUAGUUGCCAAGUCCAAACAGCGCUAUUAUUAUUCUCCUUUCCCUUCUUGUUUCCGUCGCCCUAUUGAGGUGGCUGCCGCAUCUCGCCCUCUUCCACUGCAUCAGCCACCUGUUGCUGCCAAUCCCAACUUGGCAACCUCCCUCUACAAAACCUACAUCGGCCUCUUUGCUCUCACUUGGUCACGCAACCUCUUUGGCAGAUCUUUUCACAUCCAUUUCCUCCUCAAUGAUGGAGUUGUUGACUGCAAUACCAGUAGUACCUCUUCUUUCCACCUCCACAUUAAGCCUUUCAUUUUCUGGAAGAAACAGGGCUCCAAGAAGGUGGAUAACAAUGUCCACAUCUUUUGGGAUCUUUCCAAAGCUAAAUUUGGAUUCGGCCCUGAACCUCGAUCUGGAUUCUACAUCGCCGUCAUCGUUAAUCGCCAAAUGGUUCUUCUUGUCGGCGAUUUACCCAAAGAAGCUUACUCCAGAACCCGAGCUCCAAAGCCAGAGAAUUAUCCGUAUCCGAAUCCAAACAUGGUGCUGCGGAGGGAACAUGUGUGUGGGAACAGACUGUACAAAACAAAAGCAAACUUCGGUGGAAAAGAAAGAGAAAUAUCGAUUGAUUGCAGGAUCGGGGAAGAUCCAAGGUUGUAUUUCAGCGUGGAUAACAAAAGGGUGUUGCAGAUUAAGCACUUGAAAUGGAAAUUCAGAGGCAAUGAGAGGAUUGAAGUAGAUGGGGUUCCAGUAUUGGUAUCAUGGGAUGUCUAUAACUGGUUGUUUGAUGAUGACGAAGAUGGCUAUGCUCUGUUCAUGUUCAAAUUCGAGAAAUCAAGUUUGGAUGACCAAGGAGUUCAGAUGUGGUCGCAACAGUCUUGUGGAUUCGGGUUCGAGACGAAGAUGAUGAAGAAAGGGGUAUUGAGAAGUUCUAGAAGUUCAUCUUCUUCAUCUUUGUCUUCAGCAUCUUCAACCUGUAGCUCUGUAAUGGAAUGGGCUAGCACUGAAGAAAAUGAAUUGAAGGGUCCUUCUGGAUUUUCUUUGCUCGUUUAUGCUUGGAAGACCUGACUAAUUACUCUAGUUCAUUAAAAGCUGCAAUCAUUGGGGCUUUAAGGGCAAAUUAAAAGUAGCCGUGAUUUUUGACUUCUGUUGAUUCUUCAUCACACUUUGGUGAAUGCUAAGUUUAGCUUGGUCAAAGCGUAAUCCACCUUGAGGCCUUGCGGGUAUAUUUGACGAUUGAGCGUUGUGUUUUUGCACCAUUUUUGCCUUAAAAGAAUUUGAAUGACUCGCCACUUGAUACAAACUACAAAAAAUAAAAAGAAAAGGUCACUUUUGGCAAGUCAAUGUACAGUCAGGAAGAAUAGGAUGGUCUUUGGUCAUGUGGUCUAGUAUAAUUAGAGUGCAUGGGAAGUAGCAGCUGGAAAUUGCAGUGGCUUGUUUCCACUAACAUGUAGUAUUAUGAUGAUGAAUGAUGCAUUUUCUCUGA
This is a messenger RNA of Lycium ferocissimum, 1608 nucleotides long. RefSeq lists its product as uncharacterized. NCBI's taxonomy places the organism in Eukaryota, Viridiplantae, Streptophyta, Magnoliopsida, Solanales, Solanaceae. The transcript has 2 exons. The record is from RefSeq and is a predicted model, not a curated record. The coding region runs from base 132 to 1190 and encodes 352 amino acids.